AUGGCGACAGUGCGCAUCUGUGUGUGCGGGGACGAGGGGACGGGAAAAUCUAGCCUGAUCGCAUCCCUUGUCAAGGACGUCUUUGUCUCCAACAAAAUCCAGGCUGUCCUGCCCCAGAUAUCCCUCCCGCCGAGCAUCGGUACCCCAGAGAACGUCACCACAACCAUCGUCGAUACAUCUGCCCGGCCACAAGAUCGCAAUACCCUGCGGAAAGAGAUCCGAAAGUCCAAUGUCAUACUCCUCGUCUACUCCGACCACUACAGCUAUGAGAGGGUUGCGCUCUUCUGGAUGCCCUACUUCCGCUCCCUCGGGGUCAACGUUCCCGUUGUGUUGUGCGCGAACAAGUCCGACCUGACAGGAGAUGGAAAUACAGCCCAGGUCGUCGACGAAGAGAUACUGCCUGUGAUGCAUGAGUUCCGUGAGAUCGAUUCCUGCAUCAGGACAAGCGCUCGGGAGCACCGCAAUGUGAACGAGGUCUUCUUCCUUUGCCAAAAAGCCGUGACCCACCCGAUCGCACCACUGUUCGACUACAAGGAGGGCAACCUCAAGCCUGCCUGCGCAUCGGCUCUCCGUAGGAUCUUCUACUUGAGUGAUAAAGACCAGGAUGGUUACCUAAAUGACCAGGAGAUGCACGACUUCCAGGCCAAAUCCUUCGAGCGGCCCUUGUCACAGGAAGACCUGGACAAUAUUAAAUUAACUGUCAGCAAGGUGUCGCCUGGCACCAAUCUCGAAAAGGGUGUAGACUUGGAAGGUUUUCUGCGUCUGAACAGGAUGUACGCGGAGAAGGGCCGGCACGAGACAAUAUGGAUCAUACUGCGGAAGCACCACUAUACUGAUAGUCUCAGUCUGGAGGACAACUUUCUACGGCCAAAAUUUGAUGUCCCCGAGUACGCGUCGUCGGAAUUGAGCCCUGCCGGGUAUCGCUUUUUCGUGGACCUUUUCAUCGCAUUCGACAAGGACAACGAUGGAGGGCUCAACAGCGAGGAGCUGGCGGCGUUGUUUCGGCCAACACCUGGCCUGCCCCAGUCGUGGACUGACGCUUCUUUCCCGUCGUCCACUGUGCGAAAUGAAGCCGGGCACAUCACGCUGCAGGGCUGGCUCGCACAAUGGAGCAUGACUACCUUCCUCGAGCCGAAGACGACGCUCGAGUACCUAGCAUAUCUCGGCUUUGAGGCCUCGAAUCCCAAGGAGUCGAUCACCAGCGCAUUGAAGGUGACCAAGGCAAGGAAGCGUAGAAAGCGACCUGGCCGAGUCGAGCGAGGCGUUGUGUUGUGCUAUGUCCUCGGCGCAUCCGGAGCGGGGAAGUCGUCUCUCAUGGACGCCUUCUUGAACAGGCCCUUUGACGCUCUCCACCGCCCGACCAUCAAGCCUCGGCGGGCUGUCAACAGUGUCGAGCUUCAAGGUGGAAAGCAAUGCUACCUCAUCCUCGAGGAGCUCGGGGAGCUCGAGCCCGCCAUCCUCGAGAACCAUGCCAAGCUCGAUGCCUGUGACCUUCUUUGCUACACGUACGACUCUUCCGAUCCAGACUCGUUCUCGCACAUUGUCGACCUCCGCCAGAAGUUCCCACAGCUCGACGAAUUGCCUUCUAUAUAUGUGGCCCUGAAAGCCGACAAGGACAAGACCACACAGCGCUGUGAGAUGCAACCUGACGCCUACACGCACGGCCUAAUGAUGCCCACCCCGCUUCACGUGAGCGUGACAUGGCAGAGCAUCAGCGAGCUCUUUGUCGCGCUGGCUGAGGCGGCGACGAAUCCUAGCUCCGGAUUCCCGAAGAGUGAGGAGCCGCCGCCGGAUAUGACAAGUCUCUCUGGUGAUAUGGCGGCGCUCGACCCUUGGGUCGUCGGCAUGAUGAGAGGGAAGUGUCAAAGAUCACAGUUCGAAGCUGGAACAAAAGCUACCGAGACGCAACUUCUCGUCGGGGACGGCGUGUUCUUUACCAUGGGAGAUUGA
Molecule: messenger RNA, 1950 nt
Organism: Diaporthe amygdali
Lineage: Eukaryota; Fungi; Ascomycota; Sordariomycetes; Diaporthales; Diaporthaceae
Exons: 4
Coding region: 1-1950 (649 amino acids)
Biological process (GO): regulation of mitochondrion organization; mitochondrion organization; small GTPase-mediated signal transduction
Cellular component (GO): mitochondrial outer membrane
Molecular function (GO): GTP binding; GTPase activity; calcium ion binding
Source: RefSeq, a predicted model, not a curated record